AUGCCCGCAGUUCUGGAGACUCUAGUGCAAGGGACCACCGUUGCGCGAGAGCAACUCGAAUCAAUGGUUUCACAGGCCGGGAGAGAAGUGUUGGAGGCCUCUUCGACUCUUGUGAAGCGGAUAGAGAUCCCAAUAAACAAGACGAGCCCCCAGGGACUUAUUGACGCCGCCCAUCAGGAUCCAUGGAGUCAAAGUGGAAAGUACGCAUUAGCCUAUGUGUACUUUUGCAUACCUCUUCUCGCCUUUGCGUGUUUCAUUCGAUAUUACCAUCUGUUCACAGAUAAGAUCCGGUCGGCGCUGCACCAAGAAGAGGUACAGAAAUCCUCGGCAACCUCCUCUCCAGACACAGACUACGAGAUGUCGGUACUGUAUACUGACAAAUCCACAAUGAAGUUCUUUCCCCGUGAAGGUCCUCUGCCAGGCCCUCAACAGACGCAGUCAUCCGUCUCCUCCGUUGGCCCCAUCAAUAACUGUAUCGCCUUUUUCCGAUUCAUAUUCUAUCGACCAAUACGCCAGAUCCAGGUUCGCAAAGGAUGGAGGCCAAUCGUCUUUCCUUCUUUAAGCGUAUGCUUAAUCGUAACAGCUGCCUUCGCUUUAGGCAUGCUGUACUGUUUUCUCCCACAACCACUUUUCCGAGAGAGCAUCAGAUAUGGAUCGCCGCCCUUGGCGAUCCGAGCCGGCAUGAUGGCCGUCGCAUUGAUGCCCUGGAUCGUUGGUCUGAGCAUGAAGGCCAACAUGAUUACUCUUAUUACAGGAAUUGGCCACGAAAGGCUUAAUGUGUUGCAUCGCUGGGGUGCUUACAUUUGCCUUGCACUGAGCAUCAUUCACACCGUACCAUUCUAUAUUACCCCAAUCUGGGAUAAAGGGGCGAGACAUGUCUUCGAGUCGUUCUUCGCCACCGAGGGCUUUUAUGCAUACGGCACGGGCAUUGCUGCACUCGUUCCCCUUGGGUUUCUUUGCCUUCACUCACUCUCUCCUCUACGCCAUCGCAUGUACGAACUCUUUGUAACACUGCACGUUCCGGUUGCGAUUGUCUUCCUCGCCAUGUUGUUUUGGCAUUGCCAUAAUUACCUUACUUCGUGGCACUACCUGUUCGCGACACUCGCCAUAUGGCUCACUUCUUACAUCAUGCGCCUCUUUUAUCUCAACUGGACCCACCCUUUCAGGAUGUCUUGGCUAGUCGGUGAUGAGGCUGCUGUGACGAUCAUGCCUGAAAAUGCCAUCAAGAUCACUAUUCCCACCCAGAAGAAAUGGAGGCCUGGACAGUAUGUCUACCUUCGCAUGCCGGGCAUUUCUGUCUUCGAAAACCAUCCUUUCACAAUUGCCUCGCUCUGCGACGAAGACUUUCCUUCGGAGUAUGGCCCAGGAUAUCGAGACAUGGUUCUCGUAUUCAGGCCAUUCGGCGGGUUUACGAGGAAGGUAUACCAAAAAGCCUUGGAACAUGGACCUUGGCACACCUACCGCGCUUUUAUCGAUGGCCCGUACGGUGGCAUGCAACGGAGAUUGGAAGCGUUCGACGACGUUGUUCUCAUUGCUGGAGGUAGUGGUAUUACUGCCAUCAUUUCGCAGCUUCUCAUGCUUAUCAAGAAAAUGCGCGACGGAAAGGCAGCGACGCGCAACAUACACGUUAUCUGGGCACUGAAGCGACCGGAAACUAUGGAAUGGUUCAAGGAAGAGUUGCGAAUUUGUCGUGAAUUUGCGCCGCCAGAUUCCGUUCAAUGUCAGUUCUACAUUACAGCCGCAAAACGCAUGGCUGGCGGUCAAUUGGUCAGCGCAAAGACUCCGACCAGGCCCGUCAGCAUGUUCUUUCACGACAAAGUAAAUGACGCUUUCCAAAAUAUUGCGGAUCAUCGGGACCCACGGGAUCAUCGCAUCUCCGGUAUUUCGACUAAGCGACAUUCUGCCUUGAUCAGGGAUGAGGCAAAGGGUGAUCCCGAAAGAGAAAAGGAACUACGUCGCGAGAAUGAGGACGCAAUCACCGCGUUGCCUCAAGCGCAUCUAUUACCCGUUAACAGGAAUCUAUCUCGCCCCAGCUUACACAGCAAUCACUCCAACCCCAGCCUGGAGGCACCAUCUCCUCAAUCGUUAGCAGCACGCCGCAUGGACCGCAAUCUGAGUCUCGACAUCUCCCAGGCUGUCGAAGCUGGUAGCGGCGCCUUCAACCCGGAUGUUAUUUCUCCAAGCGGCAACGGACAAGGUAUCCAAGGAUUCGACUUCGGCUUCCCAUCGACUCCGACCGAAUUCCAGAAGAACCUCAUGCGCUUUGCUUUCUUGCCCGCAGCCGUGAAAAAGAAGGAUGGCUGGAGUACCGAAUACGGACGACCAGAUAUACCGUUCACCCUCCGCCAACUAAGCAAGAACUUCGGGCGGAGAACGUGCGUUUUUGUUUGCGGUCCUCCAAGCAUGCGCAUUGCCGUUAGUGAUACGGUCGCAGAGCUACAACGGAGCGUCUGGAACGACAGCGCAAGGGACGAGAUAUUCCUGCAUGCAGAGAACUACGCUCUGUAA
Messenger RNA from Aaosphaeria arxii CBS 175.79, 2508 nucleotides. RefSeq lists its product as uncharacterized. Gene Ontology annotation, biological process: intracellular iron ion homeostasis; iron ion transport; copper ion import. The record is from RefSeq and is a predicted model, not a curated record. Gene Ontology annotation, cellular component: plasma membrane. Gene Ontology annotation, molecular function: ferric-chelate reductase activity. The transcript is spliced from 2 exons. Lineage: Eukaryota; Fungi; Ascomycota; Dothideomycetes; Pleosporales. Bases 1 to 2508 code for a protein of 835 amino acids.